Messenger RNA from Pelobates fuscus (common spadefoot toad), 1327 nucleotides. RefSeq names its product abhydrolase domain containing 1 (gene ABHD1). The transcript has 11 exons. Gene Ontology annotation, molecular function: acetylesterase activity; monoacylglycerol lipase activity; glycerophospholipid phospholipase A1 activity. The record is from RefSeq and is a predicted model, not a curated record. Bases 104 to 1306 code for a protein of 400 amino acids. Gene Ontology annotation, biological process: medium-chain fatty acid biosynthetic process; phosphatidylcholine metabolic process; medium-chain fatty acid catabolic process. Lineage: Eukaryota; Metazoa; Chordata; Amphibia; Anura; Pelobatidae.
GUGUAACAUUGUGUGAGCUCUGUGUGUGUGACAUUGUGUGAGCUCUGUGUGUGUAACAUUGUCCCUGAAUUGUGUGUGAGUGCCUGCUCAGUGAGUGUGUAACAUGCCAGGAGGCUCUCAGGAAACAACUCCCAGCAUGGCACAAUCUCUCUCCUGCUUCCUCCUGGGGAUUGGCACCACUUAUCUCUACUAUUACUGGAGACACGUCUGCAAGAGACCUCGCUUGGUGUCUGCACCUUGUUUCCGCUUCUUCCUUGAGUCUCGAUGUCACGUGGUAAACGAUGUAUACCGGCCAACAUUUUGGUGUCUUGAAGGACGCUUACAGACGAUUCUCCGUGUCCUUCUUCUGUCCAAACCACUUGUGUCCUACAGAAAUGAAAUUAUCCCAACGACUGAUGGGGGUCAGAUAUCACUGGACUGGACAGAUAGUGGAGACUCCUCUUGCUUCCCUGAUGGCUCCAAGAGGCCAACAAUCAUCUUUUUACCAGGGCUCACAGGGAACAGCCGUCAAACCUACAUAUUGCACUUAGUGAGACAAGCCAGUGGGGAUGGCUAUCGGAGUGUUGUGUUUAAUAACCGUGGCUUUGGCUGUGAAAAACUACUGACCCCUCGAACAUUCUGUGCUGCUAACACCGAGGAUCUCAGCUUGGUGGUGGGUCAUGUGCGCAGUCUAUAUCCUGCCGCUCCACUCCUGGCUGUUGGUGUGUCCUUGGGAGGGAUGAUGCUACUGAAUUACCUAGCUACUACAGGAGACGACUCGCCGCUUUGUGCCGCUGUCUGCGUAUCCUCUCCCUGGAACGUGUUUGUGUCAACUCAGUCUCUGGAGCAACCUUUAAAUUACUUUCUCUUUAACAGCACCUUGACCAGGGGACUCAAAAAAACUGUGAGAAAAUACGUAGACAUCAUUGCGCAAGCAGUGGACGUGAAUUACGUACUUCAGUCUCAUUCUAUCAGGGAGUUUGAUGAACGAUAUACAUCCGUUAUAUUUGGUUUCCCGACAUGUGAUGAUUAUUAUCGUGCUGCUAGUCCUUACAACAAAUUAAGCAAAAUUCGCACCCCGGUUCUUUGCCUCAAUGCUUCAGAUGACCCAUUUUCACCAAAUGAUGCUCUUCCUGUGGAUCAGGUUUCUCAUCACCCCAAUGUGGCUAUACUGAUCACGAGUCGCGGGGGGCACAUUGGUUUUCUGGAAGGGCUUUUCCCAAACCAGCAGAGAUACAUGAAUCGUGUUUUCAGCCAGUUUGCAAAGGCAGUUCUGCAGCACAGCAAGGACCUUGGUGGAGGAGACGCAAGAAACGAACAUCAUUAAUAAAUUCAUAUUAACAAGUCA